UACGUCAUUUAUUCACUCUCUUUUAUUCCUACUCUGUCUAUCCUUAUUUUUCGACUUAUACAGCAGCUCGCCUAUGGUGGAUUUUCGAUUCCAUCUAAACGUUCUCGAGUAGAGACGUUAUCAGAUAUGGCUCAAAAUAGAGGCCAUUGGCGAUCCUGCUGUAACCUUUUAAUUUCUUCAUAAAAAGUGGUUGCUUCUUCCUUAACUGAAAGAUCUCUUCUGAGUAUACGUUUCUGUUUCCCCCAUUAUCAUUAUUACACUACCUUACACUAAUCUGUUCGUUAUCGUUUUUUCUACGCUCCUUACCUUUUUUUUCCUUCUCUGCAAUUCUCAUUGUUUUGUGUGGCGCAUAUAUAUUUAGUGCCCUCCUGUACCAAUAUUUAUGUGUUCAAAUAAAUAAAUAAAUAAUAAGACCCUUGAUCUCCGUGGAGAGAGUUUAAUUGGUUAAAAUGAUUUUUUUGUUAGCGCUCUUUGGCGGGGUUGUCUUUCAUAUGGUGAAGUUGCUAACUACUCGCUCAACCCUCCACCUACUCUUGGAACUAGCAGUAAUCCUAGAGGGGCUCUAGUUGGAGUUGGCUUUAAACUUAUUAAACACUCAGUUUUUUCUUAAAUAUGCACUUGUGUAGUCGUUUUGGAUAUUAUUACAUUAUAUGCAUACAUUUUUUGAAUAUUAUGAACACUGGUUAACUACAGAAUUUUUGAUAAACCGAGCUAAACUAUAUGGGAAAUGUAGUCAAGUAAACAUUAUAGUUAUGACAAAUGCUAACUUAAAGCAAGUACUAAAUGGUUGUACGCGUGUUUUCAGUUGAUUCUCAGUAAAAGUGUCCAGACUCCACAAAUUUACAACUCCGAACGUGUAAUUCCAAGCAUAAAAUCUAGGCGCUUGCGUUAAAAAUUUGGAUCGAGAAACCAAAUGGUAAAAGUAGCAACGUAAUUACUUAUGGCCUAACAAAUGGUUGGAGAUAUAAUUUAGAAAGAGAAAUGAGUUGUAAAACAUGAAGUAUGCUGUUCGAUAAUCAGUCAGUGAAGUGUAUUCUCACCUAGAAAAUAUUACAGUUUAAAUAAACUGUUUUACAAUCAGCAAGAAAUUGAAUAAGAUCUAAAAGAUAUGAAGGGUAACUAAAUUUACUUGCAAAUGAAAAUUGACUAAGCAUCUCCAUGGGUCGAAUGUGAAAUUUUUCAUAAUAGUAGCAUGAAUGUAGAUUAUUUUACUAUUCUUGUUUAUUAUUGCCUUUGUCGUUUGUUUCUACCUUUUGAACCACUCUUUCCAAUGUUCUCUUUAUUUCUACUCACUCGAUAGCAGUCUAAACUUAUAUAAAAUAGUGGUAUGUCUACCUUUAAUCUAGUCUGAUAUUGCUUAUGUUCCAGCCUUUAAAUAAGCCAAACAACCAAACUCUGUGUUCUAACCAUCUUAGAAUGAUGAAAUGAUCUACUGAUUAACAUGAGUGUUAUGUAAGUCCCAGUGUUGAUGCAUUGUGUAAUUCUAAUGUAACCUGGGAUUUUCCAUAUACUCCUCAUUAUCUGACUUGUAAUUAUCUUUUUUUCAAUCUUUCUGCCUCAUGCCGUAUUAUAUAUUUAACAACUUACUUGUUAAUUUCUAGGAAUACAAAGCUGAAUUGCAUUAUAGGUGUACAAAAAUUGCACAAGAAAUAUCUAAUAAGGAGCAAUGUGAAGUCAAUAUGGAUAUAAUUUGCUUGAUGACUGAAUUGAUCUUCCGUUUUCACCAAAUUCUUGCCACAGAUCUAGAAACAUUUAGUCGGCAUGCAAAACGUUCAACAGUAACUGUGGAUGAUGUCUUUUGUUUCGUCCGAAGAAAUCCUCAACUGUUACAACAUUUAACGGAUUACCACAAAAAUCAAAUUGGGAAUAGUAAACAAGAAUCUGAUUUGUCAAGCGAAACUUUCAAAACAAAACCAAAGCUUAAAGCUGCUAGGAAAAAAUCUAACUUAAAUAAGAUUUGCUUUAGUGAACCCAAUAAACCGGACGAAGCAGAGCAAACUUUAUAACAAUAUAAUCACGAUGUCUAUUGUUUCUAAAAUUGUGAUUGUCAUACAGUGUAGAUAAUUUUUUAAUAUUAAAAAGGUAGAUAAAUAAUAUUAACUUCUUUUCUGACUAGAUUUGUUAGUUCUAAGAGUGUAAGUGAAACUUACAAUAUUAGUCUGAUGGUUGUUUCUAAGUUUAUUCAUGUUACUUCACAACUGUUGUUGAAAGUUUCAGUGACUGUAUGUCAAUAUCGAGGUGAUCCGUUCGGGAUGCAUACCUACCAAAGGAGACUAAUCAUUUGCAAUCCUUAACAUCAACA
Molecule: messenger RNA, 2302 nt
Organism: Schistosoma haematobium
Lineage: Eukaryota; Metazoa; Platyhelminthes; Trematoda; Strigeidida; Schistosomatidae
Gene: APITD1
Product: Centromere protein S
Exons: 2
Coding region: 1680-2006 (108 amino acids)
Biological process (GO): replication fork processing; resolution of meiotic recombination intermediates
Cellular component (GO): Fanconi anaemia nuclear complex; FANCM-MHF complex
Molecular function (GO): chromatin binding; protein heterodimerization activity
Source: RefSeq, a predicted model, not a curated record